Messenger RNA from Clunio marinus, 1807 nucleotides. Lineage: Eukaryota; Metazoa; Arthropoda; Insecta; Diptera; Chironomidae. The record is from the annotation of a GenBank genome assembly.
AUCAAAACAGAAACCGACACGGAAAGCUGCUCAACGCUUAUAAAAUAAUUUUGUUAAAAAAUGUUUUGCUAUUUAGAUAACUGUGAUAAUAAUUUAUCAAGAUUUAAUCCAAAAUAUCCUGAUGACUGUAUUAUGCAGCAUAUUAAUUGUGUGGAAGAGGAAAUUGUUAAAAUAUUAGCGCAUUAUAAAGCAUUGAAAAAGAAGACUGAAGAAUCAAUUGAUGCCCAAAUGCGAUAUGAGAGGAAAUAUAAAAAGGAGAAAGAGAAGAACGAGCAAUUACUUUUACGUGAAAAGAAAAAUAACAAAGAAAAAGAAUGCAGAAAGUCAUAUCCAAAUGCAAGUGCCUUAAAAAAUAAUGAAAAGAGCAUACAUGAAACUUUUGACGUGAAUUCUUCUGAUAAAAAUGAGAAUGACGAUCCAGACUUUCAAGACAACUUAUUUAAAUCAAUUAAAAGAAAGACUCCUAAAUUCGUUAAAGAACAAGAAAAUCUUCUGAAAAAGAAAUCGCCACAAACUCCUAAAUUUGAUAACGAUAAGAAAAGAGUAAAAUCAGAUAAUUUGAAGCAAAACAAACUCGUAUUCAAGUCAACAGAGAUAGAGGAAAGCAAUGUUAGUGCAACGGUUAACAAUGUUGAUAAAGAUGAGACUCCAGAAGACGUCAACAACAGAAAACGAAAAUCAAGUGGUUGGCUUAACGCCAAGAAAUUAAAACUGAAACCAGAAAAUCCUAAAUCAAAACCCGAGAAUUUGCAGAGGCCAAAAAUAAAAUCUAAAAAAGACGACCAAGCUAAAACUAAUUUUGGGCUGUUUCAAUUUAUUGUCCCCCAAAGAAAGGAACGGAAAUUAUCAUUGGAAAGUGAAGAUUCAAGCAGGUCUCCUAUCACAUCUCCAGUAAAAGUAAAUCUUGAUGUGGUCAAAGAAGAAAAACCUUCACAAAAGUUGUCAUCAAAUCGUUCACUUUUAUCUGAUUGUGAUCUCUUUCAUUCAGGAGAUGAUCUGAGCAUUGGGAGCAGCGUUGAAAUUAUAGAACCUGAUGAGAGUAAAUUAGUUAUUCAGGUUUCGGAUUGUACUGAGUAUAAAGAGGAACUUUUUGGCAAGGAGAUUGAGGAAGCUGUGAUGAAACAAGAGGAAUAUGAGUCAUUUGCUGACACCCGUAGCCGGACUAAAUUCUAUGGAGAAUGCAAUGACUGUCGUGAAUUUUAUGAUGAAUAUGCGACAAAGUAUAGCGCUAAGAAAGCUAACAAGCACAUCGAGCCAUGUAAGAAAACUCUCAAAGGAAUUCCCCAACCUUGCAAAGGAUUUCUUCUCCGUAAGAAACUCGCUGAACCACCUUUGCCAAAAGCUCAUUCACCACCGAGACGUGAUCACAACAACUUGACGCCAGAUGGAUUCUGGGACAUUCCUUUCACGCCAGACGACCCAGAUCGCACUCAAGAUGGUCUCGUGUAGAAAUAUAAGAAAUCGACUUUCGAUUUUAUUUUCCAAAAAUAACUUUUGAUUUAUUUCUAUAUUUUUCUUGUUUUCACAACAAUCUUUUCCACCAAACACACGCAAAAUAAAAAUCAACAUUUCCGAAAAUUGAAAAUUUUCACUUUCAUUAACUCAUAAAAGUCUUUUGAGGAUUUCUGAAAGUUUUGAUAUAUAAAUAAGGAAAUUAAAUGUCUGAUUUAUAACACAACAAAGUUUAUGGGCAUUUUCUUGGGAACUUCAAACAUUUGGGAAUAUUCAAAGGGUUGGUUCCAGAUUCUUACCACAAAACAAUUUAAAUCAUGGUAAAAUUAAAAAUAUUAUUCAAGUUUCUUUUCAA